ACACAUCACCCUCUCCAACCGUUCGCGCGAUUCCUCCUAAACCUAGUAGUAUCUCGCAUGCGCAACACCCGUGCUGUCUAAUCGACCCGCGACCGCUCGCACACGAUGUUUUCCGGGUCCAACUCGUACCUAGGGGGCGGGAACAGCGCUCGAGGGCCGCCGCAGCCCCAGUAUGGCCAGCAGCCGCAGUUUGGCCAGCAGCCGCCCCAGCAGACGGGCUUUGGGAUGCAACCGCAGCAGACGGGCUUUGCGGGCGGCUCAAUGCAGCCAAUGCAGCAGCAGUUCACCGGCUACCCGGGCCAGCCGCAGGGCUUUGGACAGCAGCAGCCUCAGCAGACGGGCUUCGGCCAGCAGCCCCAGCAGCCUCAGUCGCAGUUUACGGGCUUCUCCGGACAGCAGCAGGCGCAGGGCUUCCAGCAGCAGGCUCCCCAGCAGCAGCCCUUCCAGACUGGCGCACCACAGCAACAGCAGGCUCCCCCGCAGCCCCAGAGACCGCAGCCCACCGGCAUGACCUCAUCCGCAAUGGCUGCCUCGUUCGGCGGCUCAUCCUCGUCAGUCCCGCCGCCUGUGCCUGCGAAGUCGGGAAGCAAGAUCCCCAGCAUACGGUUGUCGUUUAUCACCGCGCAGGACCAGGCCAAGUUCGAGCAGCUGUUCAAGUCUGCUGCGGGCGAAGGCUCGGCGCUGUCAGGAGACCAGGCGCGCGACCUGCUGCUGCGGUCAAAGCUGCCGGGCGAUGCCCUGGGACACAUCUGGACGCUGUCUGACACCACCAAGUCCGGACAGCUUCUGUUCCCCGAGUUUGCGCUCGCCAUGUACCUCUGCAAUCUGAAACUGACGGGCAAGGACCUUCCGAAUUCGCUGCCUGACCGCGUCAAGAACGAAGUCUCAAGCAUGGUCGACAUCAUCUCCUUCAACAUCGCCGACGACCAGCCCAGCCGUGCUCCGGCGAGUAACGCUCCCUCUUUCAACGAGGCCCCUGCGAUCCAGCAGCCGCAACCGCAGCAGUCGAACAGCUCGCUACUUGCGUCGAUGGCGUCUCAGCCCACUGGGUACGGUCAGCAAAUGGGUAUGCAGCCCACGGGCAUGCAGCCACAACAGACUGGCUUUGGUCAAGGCAUGGGUGGCUACAACGGCCCGCGUCCUCCAAUGCCACCAAUGCCCACAGGAUUUGGCGGCAACGGUCUGGCACCCCAGCAGACGGGAAUGGCGUCCCUAAACGCUCAGCCAACGGGCAUGCCUGGCCAGUGGGGUCUUGUCAACACACCCUCCACCGGACUUCCCAACAUUGAAGCCCUAGCUGGCCGUAUGAUGCCCCAGACGGGGCGCGACACAAGCAACCACACGACUACUGGACUCACCGGCAACGCGACCAUUCCAUGGGCAAUCACAAAGGGCGAGAAGAAGCUGUACGACGAGACGUUCAAGGCGUGGGACGGCAUGAGCAAGGGGUACAUCGCUGGUGCGCAGGCUAUUGAGAUUCUUGGUCAGAGCGGGCUGCCCAAGUCCGAUCUGGAGAAGAUUUGGACGCUCGCUGAUGCUCAGGAUCGCGGACGUCUGAAUCUGGAUGAGUUUGCCGUCGCGAUGCAUCUCAUCUACCGCAAGUUGAACGGAUAUCCCGUACCGAACCGACUACCCCCUGAGCUGGUCCCACCGUCCACGCGCAACAUCAACGACUCCAUUGGUGCGAUGAAGAACUUGCUCCGCGGCGAUGCGGAAGACAGAAAAAAUUCUGGCGCAUUCCUGCAACCCCAGCGCACUGGUGUCAGCUACCUCAAGACUCACUCGUUCCGCUCCGGAAGUCCAGCAGCUGGAGGACGCAAGGACGCCACCGUCUUCCGCAACAACGAUGACAAUGCCGGUUACCGCUCAAGCGCAAGACACCGCGUUGGUGCUGGCGGUCGCUCGCCCUCGCCUGCGUCUGGCGCAUCGUCGCCUACAUCUGGACGAUCAGAUGAGAUGUCUCUAGAGCAGCUCAGGAAGGCCGUCAAGGAGAAGCAGAUUUUGUUGGAUGCGAUGGACACUCGAGAUGAAGAUGCUGCUGACGAGGAUGACGCUCUUGACCGCCGGGACCGCAAGGAGGCCGAGGAACUAUACCGCCGCAUUCGCAGAGUCCAAGAAGACAUCGAUGCUCACCCCAAGGCAUCGCUCCACGGCGGCGACUCAGACGCUGAACGCCGCGCGCUCAAGCGUCAACUGCAGACUCUGACAGAUCGUCUGCCCGAGGUCGCCUCCAACGUGCGCCGCAUCGAGCGCGAAAUCGCCGAUGCUCAACUCGAGCUGUUCAGGUUGAAGGACGCCAAGGCCUACCCGGGGGCUGCUUCUACAAUCGUCGGCACAGGACCUGGCGGUGCAGUAACGGAGUCAGAUCGUCUCAAGGCACGCGCCAAGGCUAUGAUGCAAGCUCGCUCCGCUGCGCUGACAGGAAGACCUGCCCCUGCUGGCGAUGACACAGGUGCGGCGACCGAGCGUCUGGAGAAGGAGCAGUCCCGAAUUCGAUCUGAGAAGGAGAACAACGAGCGCAUGAUUCGCGAUGUAGAGGACAGCGUCAAUGAAUUCUCGAAGGGCCUCGAGGCUAGCCUCAAAGAGGGCGGACACGAUAGCCGCAGCGAGCACGAGCGCCGCCGAUGGGAAGAGGCUCUUGGCGUUGAGGACGAGGUCAGAGACUUCAUCUUCGAUCUGCAACGAAGCAGCCGCGCUGCGCGUGUGCGCAAGGAAGACAGACCUCGAGACACCGGCCGCGCAUCUUCGCGCACUAACAAGACUCAGUCUGCUUCUCGCUACGAGAGUCCUGCUCGUGCUACUGAGUCUGCGCGGUCAACACCCACCCCUGGUGGUGCGUCUUCGUACAAGACGCCGGCAGAUCGAGCCGCAUUCAUCAAGCAGCAAGCCGAGCAGCGCAUGGCCGAACGACUGGCCGCACUGGGACUUCGACCUCCUCCCAAGGCUGGUGAGACACCUGAGCAGCGUGCUGAGCGCGAGAAGAAGGAGCGCGAGGACAAGCUCAGACAGGCGGAAGAGGAAGACGCUCGCCGCGAACAAGAGAGGCAGAGACGACUCGAAGGCGAAUCAGCAGCACCUCCAGCCCCAGCCAAAAGCACUAGCAAGAAGCCAGCUCCUCCGCCCCCAGCGUCGCGAAAGAACAAGGUCGAUGUCGCGCAGCACGACACACAGCAAGCCGAGGCCGAAGCUAAGAGGGCAGAGAACGAGAUUGCUGAGCAGGCUCUCCGGGAACAGCAGCAAGCGCAGGAGGCCGAGACCAAGCGCAUGGAGGAAGAAGAGCGCCGACAGGAAGACGAACUUGUGAAAGAGCGCGAGGCUGCCCAAGCCCGACUCAAGGCGCUCGAGGAGCAGGUGCAGCAGGGCAAGCUCAAGAAGGCAGAGGAGAAGAAGCGCAGGGCUGGCGCGCAGAAAGAGCAACAAGAAAAGGAGGCAAAGCUGGCUGCUCAGCGAGCCGAGAUCGAGGCUGCUCGUGAGCGAGAGAGGCAGCUACAGCUCCAGUUGGAAGCUCUCGACGAUGAGGACUCUUCUGACGACGAGGGCCCGCAGAACAUCACGCCCCAAGAGUCCACACCCACCACGAGCCAGGAGCUUCCACGCAGCACAGCACCACCGCCAGCGCCGCCAAUGCCGCAGGUCCCAGGCGCGUUCCCAAGCCCACCAGCAUCGUCAGUCACCAGUCCUCACCCUAUCGCUGGAGGGGAGACCACGAACCCCUUCUACAAGAAGAUGGCAAUGUCUACCCAAGAGAACAACACAACCCCUCCUCCGGCCAGCAACACCAGCGAGGUGUCGACAAACCCGUUCCACCGCUUGACACAGGAGCAGGCCACCAAGGUUGCCGUGCCGACGUUCAACGAGCCCGCUGCACCAUCAGCCCGUACCCGCGGACGACAGGACGACGACGACUGGUCUGUCGUGGACUCGGACGACUCAUCUUCAGAUGACGACGAGGCGCCCACGCAGGGCGGUGCCAAACACCUGGCCUCCAUUUUAUUCGGCACGAUGGCGCCCCCGCGGCCGUUGUCGUCGAUGGACAACAGGGACUCUCCUGCCCCGAGCCCAGCUCCAGCGGGCAUCCCACCGCCUCCACCGAUGCCUGCAAGCUCUGCUCCUCCCCCGCCUCCAGGGCCACCGCCUCCCCCUAUGGGCGGCAUGAAGGCGCCGGGUGGUCUGCCUGACCGUGGAGCUCUUCUCGGCCAGAUCCAGGCCGGCAGAGGCUUGCGCAAGGUUGAGACCAAGGACAGAAGUACUUCAUCGACUGCUGGUAAGGUUUUGUAAGGUCGUGCGUGUAGAUAUGUUAUAAUAUGAUGUUGCCCUGUUACU
Messenger RNA from Didymella exigua CBS 183.55, 4323 nucleotides. RefSeq lists its product as uncharacterized. The coding region runs from base 106 to 4278 and encodes 1390 amino acids. Gene Ontology annotation, molecular function: calcium ion binding; actin binding. Gene Ontology annotation, cellular component: plasma membrane; cytoplasm. Gene Ontology annotation, biological process: endosomal transport; endocytosis. The transcript has 2 exons. NCBI's taxonomy places the organism in Eukaryota, Fungi, Ascomycota, Dothideomycetes, Pleosporales, Didymellaceae. The record is from RefSeq and is a predicted model, not a curated record.